AUGCUCAUGAAAUCAGUUCUUCAAGCUUUAGCUUUAGCCGCAGUUGCUUUAGCACAAGAUUCAUUCCGUUUACAAAGUUGGAACAUUCGUUACGACUCUUUACCAGAUGGCACAUCAGUUGACUCUACACUUGGUUCAUUAGAUCAAUCAAUUCCACAAGACGGUGGUCCUUAUUAUGCUGAUUACGAAGAACAACCUUGGUCAAAAAGAAGAAUUGGUGUUGUUAAUGAUGUUAUUUUCAAUAGAGCGGAUAUAUUCACAGUUAAUGAAGCUUUAAAAAGACAAGUCGAUGAUAUUAAAGAGUUAUUAAACCAAUUGAGUGGUCAAACUUGGGAUUAUAUUGGUGUUGGUAGAGAUGAUGGUAAGGAAAAGGGUGAAUAUCAAGCUAUUUUUUAUAAUAAACAAAAAGCUUACAGAAAAAGUGAUUAUACUAUUUGGUUAUCAGAUACCCCAUUUGAACCAUCAAAACAUAAAGAUGCAGGCGCUUAUCGCUCUACAACUGUUGCACGUUUUGAAACUGUUUCUGGAACUCCAUUCACCAUUAUCAAUACCCAUCUUGACCAUGUAUCUAAUGAUCAAAGAAAAUUGAGUGCUUCAUUAUUAAGGCAAUUAGGUGCACAUGAGCAUCAACAUGGUGAUGGUCCAGUAUUUUUAGUUGGUGAUCUAAACUCACCACCUGAAGGUCAAGAUUCUGGUGCUUAUAAAAUUGCUGUUGGUAGUGAAAACACAGUUUCAAUAAAUGAAACUUUUGCUCAGAGAUUCGAUGCUUCAAACGCUAAAAAUUUUGUGUUCAGUGAUUUACUUGGUGAAACAGAUGCAGCCCAAAGAUCCGGUCAUCAUGGAACUUUCAACAAAUUUGAACCAAUUUCUAGUCCUGAUGCUGUUGGUGAUAGAAUUGAUUUCCAAUUUGCUGGUACUAUCAAAGGUGAAAGUUCUAAGAAAUAUAAAGUUGAAAGAACUAGAGUUGCAGAGGUUUUUUAUGAUCUUGGGUAUCGUAUUAGUGACCAUAGACCUAUCAUUAGUGAUAUUUCAAUUCAAAAAUAA
Messenger RNA from Hansenula ciferrii, 1044 nucleotides. Its product is annotated as Glucose-repressible alcohol dehydrogenase transcriptional effector. The record is from RefSeq and is a predicted model, not a curated record. Gene Ontology annotation, molecular function: 3'-5'-RNA exonuclease activity. The transcript has a single exon. The coding region runs from base 1 to 1044 and encodes 347 amino acids. NCBI's taxonomy places the organism in Eukaryota, Fungi, Ascomycota, Saccharomycetes, Phaffomycetales, Wickerhamomycetaceae.